AAAAAAAAUGAAAAUCUCUGAAAAGUCUUGGGAUUUUUCAUCAUAGCUGUUUUCAUAGCUGUGAAGUUAGACUUCUAACCAGGUUGGGGGGUUUGGGUUGGGGUGGGAGGAGCCCAAAUCACUGGGGGUUGGAGAAGAAGUGACAAAAAUGUAUAAGUGUGAGAGGCCAUUAGGAGUAGCAAGGGAAGUAUUACUGGUUGAUAAUUAUCUUUUUGUUCUGCCGUACAGGAAACCUUGCAUAAUUAAGACCAACACACUUUUUAAUCCUCUGUGUUUAUGUUUAUGGUGGAAUAAUGAAUGCAACAGAGCUUAAUCAGACUGACUACUGCCUGCAGUUUUCCUGUCCAGAGAGAUCUGCACCUAACGCUGUGUAUGUGUUACUCUGUGUGUGUGCCUCUGCUGUAGUUCUGUUAACAGUGUUUGGAAAUCUGCUUGUCAUUAUCUCUGUUUGUCACUUCAAGCAGCUCCACACUCCAACUAACAUGCUCAUCCUCUCUCUGGCUGUAUCAGACUUUCUGGUCGGGCUUUUUGUGAUGCCGUUCCAUUUUAUAUGGCUGAUUGAAUCUUGUUGGCUUUUCGGGCACAUUUUCUGUGUUCUGUUUAAUUUUGUUAGUUUUCAGUUAACCAGUGUCUCUGUGGGCAGUGUCGCUCUCAUUGCUCUGGAUCGUUAUGUUGCUCUUAGUCACCCUUUUCUCUACUCACAGGGCAUUACAUCAACCGUUAUUCAUACAGUCAUAGUACUGGCAUGGUUCUUUUCCUUGUUAUACAACUUUGCAAUGUUUUAUGUAGGUGGAAAUUUCACUGAUUUAGUUAUGUGUCCUGGAGAAUGCCUCUAUUUUCUUGGUGAAACAGAUUCAUGGAUUGACCUGCUUUUUGUAGUUAUUGUUCCGUGCACUCUAAUGGUAGUUCUUUAUGUGCAGAUCUUCGUCAUUGCAAGGAGACAUGCCAAUGCUAUUAGAGAACUUAAUCAAAAUAUCCAAACCAUUUCCAAAGUCAACCCUGUUUCCAUGAAAUCUGAGAGAAAAGCUGCCAAAGUUCUUGGGAUUCUGGUGAUUGUGUUUCUGGUGUGUUUAGUGCCAUACUAUGCCUGUAGUUUGAUGACUUCUACGACCACAAUUGAUUCUUCUCACUUUAUAGUAAACAACGUUUUAAUUCUCUUCUACCUGAAUUCGUCUCUAAAUCCUGUCAUUUACGCCUUGUUUUAUUCGUGGUUCCAGAACUGCACCAAAAUGAUCUUGAGUUGUAAAAUACUGCAAUCAGAUUGCACUUUUGUAAAUGUGGUCGGAAUAAAAAGCUGAUUACAUCAAAACCAGUGCAGGCGAAAGUUGUCCUUUUAUACUCUUUAAUAAGAAAAAAUAACUUUUUUUCUGUUUUUUUUUUAUGAAUUUACAAUUAAAAUUUACACUAUGUUGGUUUCAUUUAGGGAAUAUAUAAUUAAAGUGUACAAAACACUAUACUUAUUACAACUUUUUAAUCUUAUCAUGUUAUUUGUUAAAAUGCAGGUGUACAGUUAAGAAUUUGUUGUGAUUCUGUGCAUCAUGGCUAAAGAAUCUUUAAAAAAAAAGUAAAUGCAUCACAUUAAAAGGCCUUUUCACAAUUGUAAUGUUUUAUGUUCAUAAGAAGCAUCAGUUUUGUGCAAGAGCAGAGUUGUGGAAAUUAUUUAUACCUCAUUUUCCUUUUAUAAGGGACAGUGUAUUACAUUAUUUAAUGUCAUGCCUUCGGAUAUUCCCUUAUCUAAUUUCACCCCAUCAUGUUUGUGAUACCUUGAUGUGUAUUUAGCAGUGGGUCUUUUUUUUGUAUUGUUAUUAGGGUAUACAUAAUAAGAAUAAUUUGUUCACAUUUGAUAUGAUUUCCUGCAUUUGUAAUUAAACUUAAUGAGGCCAAUUCAUGACAAAAGUUAAAUAAGCCAAAUAAAAAUGUCUAUUUUUGCUUGUG
Astyanax mexicanus (Mexican tetra) is the source of this 1935-nucleotide messenger RNA. RefSeq names its product trace amine-associated receptor 13c. The record is from RefSeq and is a predicted model, not a curated record. Lineage: Eukaryota; Metazoa; Chordata; Actinopteri; Characiformes; Acestrorhamphidae. Gene Ontology annotation, biological process: G protein-coupled receptor signaling pathway. Gene Ontology annotation, molecular function: trace-amine receptor activity. Gene Ontology annotation, cellular component: membrane. The transcript has a single exon. The coding region runs from base 294 to 1298 and encodes 334 amino acids.